Molecule: messenger RNA, 2302 nt
Organism: Rhineura floridana
Lineage: Eukaryota; Metazoa; Chordata; Lepidosauria; Squamata; Rhineuridae
Gene: FARSB
Product: phenylalanyl-tRNA synthetase subunit beta
Exons: 17
Coding region: 30-1847 (605 amino acids)
Biological process (GO): phenylalanyl-tRNA aminoacylation
Cellular component (GO): phenylalanine-tRNA ligase complex; cytoplasm
Molecular function (GO): phenylalanine-tRNA ligase activity; magnesium ion binding; ATP binding
Source: RefSeq, a predicted model, not a curated record
GUCUUUCAUAUGUCGAGUGCGUAUGACAUAUGAGCAGUAGGGGACACUGUGAGAGAGUGUACUUCUUUCUGCUGGCCAUGCCGACUAUCAGCGUGAAGCGGGAUUUGCUUUUCCAAGCUCUGGGCAGGAGUUACACGGAUGAAGAAUUUGAUGAAUUAUGCUUUGAGUUUGGAUUGGAACUUGAUGAAAUUACUUCCGAGAAGGACAUAAUAAGCAAAGAGAAAGGUGAUGGAAAGGCAGAGGGUGCCUCAGAAAUAAUUCUCUAUAAAAUUGAUGUUCCUGCUAACCGAUAUGACCUUCUUUGUUUGGAAGGUCUAGUCAGAGGUCUUCAGGUCUUUAAAGAGAGAAUAAGGGCUCCACGAUACAAAAGGAUCAUGCCACUUCCUGGUGAAAUUCAAAGGCUUACCAUCACUGAAGAGACUACUCAAGUCCGUCCUUACGCUGUGGCUGCAGUUCUUCGUAACGUAACUUUUACCAAGGACCGCUAUGAUAGCUUUAUUGAUCUACAAGAAAAAUUACAUCAGAACAUAUGCAGGAAAAGAUCAUUAGUAGCAAUUGGUACCCAUGAUCUUGACACAGUCUCUGGUCCAUUUACAUACACAGCUAAACCACCAUCUGAAAUUAAAUUCAAACCUUUGAAUCAGGACAAAGAGUACAGUGCUUCUGAAAUCAUGGAUCUGUACAGGACGGAUAGCUAUCUUAGGCAUUAUCUACACAUUAUUGAAAGUGAACCACUUUACCCGGUUAUCUAUGAUAGUAGCGGUGUUGUUCUUUCCAUGCCACCGAUAAUUAAUGGGGAGCAUACAAAAAUAAGUCAUAACACCAGAAAUGUGUUCAUUGAAUGUACAGCUACAGAUCUUACUAAGGCAAAAAUUGUUCUUGACAUCCUUGUCACAAUGUUCAGCGAAUACUGCCAGAAGCCGUUCACUGUUGAAGCAGCAGAAGUAACUUAUCCUAAUGGGAAAAGCUACAUCUUUCCAGAGCUGGCUUAUCGUCGGGAAAAAAUAAAACCUGAAAUACUGAAUAAGAAAAUUGGAAUUAGUGAGACUCCAUCAAACCUUGCAAAGCUGCUCACCAGGAUGUGUUUGAAGUCGCACGUCACAGCGAAUGGGAACAAUAUAGAGGUUGAAAUCCCUCCUACCAGAGCUGACAUUAUCCAUGCAUGUGAUAUCAUAGAAGACGCAGCAAUAGCGUAUGGCUAUAAUAACAUUCAGAUGACUAUUCCGAAAACAUACACCAUAGCUAAUCAAUUUCCUCUCAAUAAGCUCACAGAACUUCUGAGACAAGAUUUGGCAGCGGCAGGCUUUACUGAAGCACUCACUUUUGCUCUGUGUUCCCAAGAAGACAUUGCUAAUAAACUGGGAGUUGACAUAUCUGCAACAAAAGCUGUACAUAUAGCAAAUCCCAAAACAGCAGAAUUUCAGGUGGCGCGCACUACCCUCUUGCCUGGCCUCCUGAAAACUAUUGCAGCUAAUAGGAAGAUGCCUUUACCUCUGAAACUCUUUGAAAUCUCUGACAUUGUAGUGAAAGAUUCCACCAUGGAUGUAGGUGCAAGAAACCACAAACGUCUUUGUGCUGUCUACUAUAACAAAAAUCCUGGCUUUGAGAUAAUUCAUGGAUUGCUAGAUAGAAUCAUGCAGCUACUAGACAUCCCACCAAUUAAAGAGAAGGGAUAUUAUAUUAAAGCAGCUGAAGACCCUGCUUUUUUUCCUGGGCGCUGUGCUGAGAUCUUUGCAAAAGGGCAGAUUAUCGGAAACAUAGGAGUCCUCCAUCCUGAUGUUGUCACGAAAUUUGAGCUCACCAUGCCUUGCUCUGCCCUCGAAAUCACCAUUGAGCCUUUCUUGUGAAAUCCUGGCAGAAGCAUCCCUCUUCAGUCCAGAUAGUUUUGCAUCUAAGAUACCAUCAGGCACCUGUCCCUUAUUUUAAUAAAUUAGGCAACGAAAUAGGCAAAUCUUAUUUUGCCCUUUGUCAGAUGUUCCUUCAGUGCAAUAAGGCUUUUAAAAAUAGGUUUUUCUUAACAAACUGAGCCAUCAGUUAUAAAAAAAGUUCAGUAUAUUACCAUGAAUAUAUAUAUAUAUAUAUGGACAAAUAACAUGAUCUGUUCUCCAGAAGGUUCCCAAGGCUGUAACAGAUUACCGCUGCAGGAAUCUCAUUUUUUUCUUAUUGCAUGGAAUAACAUAAUCAAAUACCAAUUGUGAACAGAACUGAGGAAUUAAGCUUUUCUUUGUAUAGGGUUGAUAGGAACUCUUCAGGGUGGAGAAGCAUGUAGUAACAUACAUUAAAGCUAGGUUUCUAGAACAGA